AUGUCGUCCGCCGCGCCUGCGCGCCAUCCCAGGCCUCUGUAUUCUGCCGAACCCAAACGUAGCCGCGACCGACUCGACACGGACCCAGACGUCGAAAAACGCUUCCAAGAAAGCAUAGGAUAUACACUAGCCACCGAAGGAGGAGACGAUCCAACCAUGGGUGCCUCGGGGACUCUCCAGAUAUGGCCAAAGUUGCACAUGGAGCCAUACCAGAACAUGCCCGACCUAGACAAGGCGAAGUUCAAUCGCCUGCCCAACGCUCACACCGACCCUUUCCUCACACAGCCCGCCAGACCCCGACCAACCUUGCACGCUGCUGCCAGUCAACCGGAUCUGUAUUCAUCGUCGCGCAAGAAUGCUAUCAUGACCGAUGCCGCCAGACCUCCACCCAUGCCGCAACAACUUCAGCGCAGCCACAGGGUCGAUUUUUCUAGACUUUUCUCAAGACACAAAUCCAAGAACAAGGACAAGGAAAAGGAAAGAUCAUCGAGGCCUCCAACUGCUCACGUACCUGCGCUGCCGUCAUUGCCUCUACCGCCCCCACCACCGGUGCCUGUCGCUACUCGCUCUCGUCAAGGUAGCGAUAUCUCGUCUGUCCGACCUGCAUCUUCAGGAACCUCGAGUCAGCGUAUACAGGCCACUGUUUUUGACCGAAACGCUACCGAAAAUGCAAAGAUCAACGUGCGCAGGCCGCCAAGGGGGAUCAAGCAUUGGUUCGAAGGUCUGGACUCAUCCGAUGACGACUUGCCCGAAGUUGUUACUCCUGCCGAAACCAUUCAUCAGUCUGCUUUCAACCCAGCACUUGGUCCAGGAAGAUCUAGAGUUGCACCUACCUCGCGUGUUACACCCACGUGUGAAGGAGCAUCAUCGGAUUACUUCCACUACCAGAGCUCUACCCACGCAAAGUCGCAGCAUCAGAAUCUCCAAGAACGCAGCAUGCUGAAUCUCUCAUCAGACGAAGAGGACGAGCACUCAGAGCCUCCAUCACCACCCAGAUGGGCAGACCACUCGACUACGGCAAGCGGACCCGCAUCUGACUCAGUAAGCUGGAACAAGACUGCUGCUACGAGACAGUCAACCUUCAGCAUGCAAACAACAAUGACGUCUGGCUCUAUUCCUAUCAUCCAUGCCGACAACCUGGAAAUGGCUUACCGAACUCCUCUACCUCCUCUUCCUGCCCAAUACCAACAGUACAAUGAUGUCAACCCUGUCCCUGCUCCUCUGCGCAAGCAAAAAUCAUAUCAUUUCUCGUCUCCUGGGCGCACCAGAGCAACAAGCAUUACAUCUACCGGCAUGCAAAGUGCCACCAGUGCCUCUAGCAAUGGACAGUCUCAUGUCAUGACUGUGACCCAGGAGGAGAUGGCUCUGCUCGAGAUGAUGCGUCGCAAGAGAGCUGAGAUGCAGGCCCAGUCUAGCCAUCCCGCUCGAAGACAAGAUUCAUCCAGCCAACCCUCUCAGUACGAUCGCAAAAACUCAGCCAUUCGCAGCACCGCCUCAUCGACUUUCUCAAGGGGCAGUGCUAUGAGUAUAGGUCUCAUGCUUGACGCUCCUGAAGGCACUGCCUUUCCUGCACCUCCAAGCAACAGGGUCGUUCACGAAACACAGGACAUGAACUAUUUCACGCUCGAUGAGAGAGACGAGAGACGCACCAACAGAUCAUCAGACAUGUCUACUCCUCACUCGGACAUGCUGGCCGAGUUGGAGGCGCCUUCCGAGCAGCUGCAGGCUCUCUGCUUCCAAAAGCCAACCAAGUCUCCAAGCUCGAGUCAAAACAAGCUUGUCCCGUUUGAGAACACAGCCGAUCCCUACCGUCUCGCUCCAGAUCUUGAGCUGUCUUCUCUCGACCUCCUGCCGCUUCCUGCACGCACAUACUCUCCCUCCCUCACUGGUACCUGCAGUUCAGCCAUGACCCCUGAGUUCAGUACCCACGGUACAACCAACUUCAAUGUUGCUGGCAGUGAUAGCGAAACCAGCAGCGAGGCAGACAGAUACCGCAACAGCGUCAAGACCAUGGACAGUGUAGACAUGGAUGUCAUUACUGCCUGGGGACGCUUGGGUGGCCAGUAA
This is a messenger RNA of Aureobasidium melanogenum CBS 110374, 2067 nucleotides long. RefSeq lists its product as uncharacterized. The coding region runs from base 1 to 2067 and encodes 688 amino acids. The transcript has a single exon. The record is from RefSeq and is a predicted model, not a curated record. NCBI's taxonomy places the organism in Eukaryota, Fungi, Ascomycota, Dothideomycetes, Dothideales, Saccotheciaceae.